Molecule: messenger RNA, 924 nt
Organism: Sceloporus undulatus (fence lizard)
Lineage: Eukaryota; Metazoa; Chordata; Lepidosauria; Squamata; Phrynosomatidae
Product: taste receptor type 2 member 8-like
Exons: 1
Coding region: 1-924 (307 amino acids)
Biological process (GO): detection of chemical stimulus involved in sensory perception of bitter taste; sensory perception of taste; G protein-coupled receptor signaling pathway
Cellular component (GO): membrane
Molecular function (GO): G protein-coupled receptor activity; bitter taste receptor activity
Source: RefSeq, a predicted model, not a curated record
AUGAUCAGCUCAAAGUCUCCAGUGGAUAUACUCAUAACCAUCAUUACAGAAACUGUAAGAAUAGCUUCCCUUUUGGGAAAUGGAUUUAUCACAGUUGUAGAGGGGCAUCAAUGGCUUCGAAACAGAAAGAUGUUGUCCUGUGAUGUCCUCUUGAUUAGUUUGACUACAUCCAGAUUUGUGAUGGAACUGCAUUCUUCAGUGAGUGGUCUUCUGUAUCUCAUCUCCUCUGAGACCUGGUCUUCUAAACAGGCAUAUCUUUAUAUUGUCUGGAUCUUUUUCAACAUGCUCAGCCUCUGGUCUGCCACAUGGCUAAGUGUUUUCUACUGUGUGAAGGUCACUAACUUUGCUAACCGUGUCUUCCAUUGGCUAAAGCAAAGAAUCAACAUGCUUGCACCCAGACUACUUGGAUGGUCAAUGGUCAUUUCCAGUAUCUUCUUUCUUCUUCCACUGGUUGAAUAUUUUGGACACAAAAAGUGGGACAAUUUAACAUUGACUCCACCAGGAUGGGCCAACCCAAGAGGGGAUUUACACAAACCUCUCUAUAUUUUUCUUCCUCUGCAGCUCACUUAUACUUCCAUAAAUUUCACCAUAAGCAUAACUGCAUCAAUUAUUUUACUUGCCUCACUAUGGAAACACACAAGAAAUUUGAAGAAGAGUGGUGUUGGUGAUAAAGACCUCAGCACUCAGGUCCAUAUCAAUGUCAUAAUGCUAUUGCUGUGUUAUGUCUUCUUCUACUUUCUAUAUUUCAGUAGCAUGAUAUUAUUUGUAAGUAAAGUUGUGAAGUAUGGAACUACUGCAAAACAAGUUUUGGACCUCUUGGCAGCUACCUUUCCUUGUGCACACGCCAUCAUAUUAAUACUGACCAAUCCUAAAUUGAAAGAAAUGGCUGCUCACAUUCUGAAUAUCAGACAAAGAGCUUCAUAA